This is a messenger RNA of Lutzomyia longipalpis, 12045 nucleotides long. RefSeq lists its product as uncharacterized. Gene Ontology annotation, molecular function: protein binding. The record is from RefSeq and is a predicted model, not a curated record. Bases 1238 to 4135 code for a protein of 965 amino acids. Gene Ontology annotation, cellular component: nucleus. NCBI's taxonomy places the organism in Eukaryota, Metazoa, Arthropoda, Insecta, Diptera, Psychodidae. The transcript is spliced from 10 exons. Gene Ontology annotation, biological process: regulation of transcription by RNA polymerase II.
GUUGGAUGUAUUUGGUGGCUCACAGUGUGUUGUUGUUGUUGUUGGCCGCCGUUGGCGCUGACUAUGUGAAUAUUGUAUGUGAAUUCGCCUGGCUUUGGAGGAAACGCAGUGGUUGCUGCGUCUAAAUCCUCCAUUGGACGUCAGUUCGAUUUAAGUCGCUGCUCGGCCGCAUCGUAAGUGCAGCGUUCAGUUCCACAACUCUUGCUGCUGAUACAUCUUUUUAAGAGCCACUCAUAGAUUUCAUCAUUUUUGAACUAAAAUUCAGCAACUCACAACAAAAUUUUUUCAAAAAUUAAAAAAAAAUCCCCCUAAAACAGCAAAACUUCUAAUAAAAAAAACAACAGUUAAAUUAAAAACAAUACAAUAAUAAGAAAAUGUUAAAAAGUAUAAUCCCAUUUUCAUUCUAAAGUUAAAGAACAACAAAAAAUUAAUACUUACACACCAAGUUAUAUUAAAUCACAAUAAUUAGGCUGAGGUGGACAAAGUUGAGGAAAUCCAGCGGAAAAAUCAUGGUUUUAAUUCGAAACGGACGCAUUUGGAGAUAACAAAACACUCUCAAAAAAUAUAUUGUUUUCUUCCAUAAAAUACUGUUUCGAAGGGAAAGUUCUGAAAAAUAAAGUUAAAAAAAAAUUUGCUAAAUUGAAGUGCAUCCCUUAAGUGUUGAAAUUAAUUUACGGAAAAACUGUGAAAGAAAAUCGACAAUUUCCAAGGACACCGAGGGACACAUUAAAGUUUUUUUCUUCAUCAGUGUCGCAAAAGCUCCGCGGAAGAGCUAAAAAAAAAGGUGAAAAAAAUACGGUUGAACUAUGUAUUGAAAAGCUCCCGGUGUGGUGGCAUAGAAAAGGACCCGAGGUUAGCAAAAAAAAGCUUCAAAGUGUACAAAAUCGGGCGUCGGGAGUAGAGUGAGAAGAUUUUUAUUUAAUAAAAUUUUACUGUGAGGCGAUAAAGACUAAAAAGAAAAAAAAAUUGAAACACGCGAAAGACAAUUUGUAGUGCUAAAUAAGAGUGCAAAAAAAUACGGACAAGAACAAUUGAGUGACGAGGAGACUGCAUUGCACCCCUCCCCAACAUACCCCCAACAUCGUCGUAACUUUUUGACAGGAAAUCUGUGGACGAAAGGAAGAAAUCUUCACCAUUUCACUGUGGACGGCAGUGAAAUUUAUCUUAUAUGGAUAGCUGGACGGGGAACGCCCGACUGGCGAGAUUUUUAUAUUAAGCAGCGUAAGCUGUCACCGACAUGGGCAGUGAGCACUACUGCUUGAGGUGGAACAAUCAUCAAUCCAACCUGUUAGGGGUGUUCAGCCAAUUGCUGCAGGACGAGAGUCUGGUGGACGUUACACUAGCGUGUUCCGAGGGCGCCUCCAUCAGAGCCCACAAGGUAGUCCUGUCGGCUUGCUCAUCCUACUUCCAAAGUUUAUUUCUGGAUCAUCCUGCCAGACAUCCAAUUGUGAUAUUGAAGGACGUUCGCUUUGCCGAAUUGAGAACACUCGUGGAAUUCAUGUACAAGGGUGAGGUGAACGUGCAAUAUUGCCAGUUAUCAGCACUCCUCAAGACGGCCGAGUCUCUAAAGGUAAAAGGUUUGGCAGAAAUGACAAAUCAGAGCACAGCUCCUCGGGAAUCUGAGAGAGACGCAGAACGCUUACGAUCCCACUCGAGUAUCCCACUAAAGUCGGAACAUUCAGACACAAUUCCCACGUCCCCGCUUAAGAGCACACUGAGCACUUUGGUGACGUCCGGUGGUGGUAGUUCAGGGGGCGCAGGAUCGUCCUGUAGUCGCGUUGGGGAGCAUCAGGCAUUAACUGAGCGAGGUACACCAUCUCCUACGGCCCACCGGCAUCAGCAAUCUUCAUCUCCAACACCACUGGCACUCUAUGGGAGUCGCCGGUUGCCCAGAGAUCACCCCGAUAGGCCACCAUCCAUGGAGACAACCAUGGAUGAUGAGCCGCUGCAGCUUUCCACGCAAUCCACAACCGCCACGACCACCACCACCACAGUCACCUGUCUCUCUGCCGAAGAGCGCCCCACCUCGCCGGAUGAUGAAGAUGAUGAUGAUCACAUGAUGCAGACGAAUGACGUGGGUCUCAAUAUGACGCUAAAUUCGUCCGCGACGUCCUCCAUUGUGGUGCCCGCAACGUCUGUGUCCUCAUCCGAACUGAGGCCGGCGUCCCGUGGCGGGCACACGACAGCCACCUGCAUCUCCAGCAGCAACAGCAGCGGCGGAGGUGUAGGACCACCGGCACAGGUCAGUCCCAGUAUGCCAGAACCGAUCGCGGGCCCCUCGGGCAUGGGUCCCGUGCAGCAGGUGCCACUGUCGCUGAAAAAAGAAAUCGACUGGGAUCGAGGGGACGACAAGGACAGUUCAUCGUCUGACUAUCGCCACUCCCACGAAUCAAUUGAUGACAGUACAAUUCCCCUCUUUGGCUCAUCCAUCCUCAGUGGGGCAGCUUUAGGUGGACCUAGCCGGUGUCCUACGCCAUUUGCAUUCCCAUUUGCCCCCCUCGGCUUGGGGCUCUUUGAUGCUGAUCCCUCAAGGAUGCUCAGCUUCUUGCAUCAUCACCAAUCCCUCCUGGCAGAGGAAGCUUUGAGAUAUCGCGGUCUCUUCAUCAAUCCAAAAGAUUCAGCAAGUCCCAGAUUCAAUCCAUUUGCUGAGAUGUUCUCCAAAGAGCAAGAACUCCUGCUUAAGCGUGCGAAUUUCUUCAAGAAUACCUUCCGCUACCCCAUCCACACCCCAACAGACAUCUUUGCUUCUACCUCAGCAUCGUGCGUUCCAAAGGAUACUGCAGCAUCCUCAUCAAAGGAUGAUCGUCGCACCACAACCACAACCUUUCAGGGGCAGUCAUCAAAGGAGGGGCAAUCGAGCAACCAACGCUUUCCAGCUGCGGAGAAAAUUGUGGAGAAGUAUGACUUGACCAAGCCAACAACUCCCACCGAAAGUCUCCCAGGAAGUUCAAAAGAUAUCCUCGAUGAAAUACUCCACAAGCGCAGCGGAAACUACCUCAAGGAGAGUUUCAGAUUCAAUCCCCUCAGUGAUGGUCGUCGUGCUGUAAGCCCCAAAGACAAAUCAUCCUCAUCGACAUCAUCGUCACCCAUUAUCAAGGCAAUCCCUGAGACACUUCUCCUGCAGGAUGGGACAACAAUUGAGGAAGAGACAAAGUGUACCGUGUGCAUGGCUACAUUCCCAUCGGUGUGGCUCCUUGAGCAACAUGCAGCACUACAGCAUGCCGGAAUGGGGGCUAUGGAGGAAAAACCAUUUAUAUGUGAACAGUGCGGUCAGUCAUAUCGCUAUAGAUCAGCUUAUGUGAAACAUCGCGAACAGAAUCAUCGUGCUCGUCUACCAGCUGAUAAGCUCUUCACAUGCGACGUGUGUGGCAUGCAGUUCCGCUACUUGAAGUCCUUCAAGAAGCAUCGUCUCAAUCAUGCUCUAGAGCGCUUGCAUGGGAAGAAUGAGAAGAAGUAUGGAAUGGAAUUGGGGACUGAAGUUGUUACGAGCUCCAAUGAUGAUGAAAAUGAGCUCAAGAUCACGAUUAAGGAGGAAGAAGAUGAAGAAGAUCAAGAUGAUACUGUUGAUUCAGCCGGAGGGAAUCUCUGCUCAACUGCUGAACAACUCGGGGAUGGUGAUAUUGUGGUGCCCAAGAUUACCAGUUCAGCUGAAACGAUGGAGUAUACCUCAACUAAUAGCGGGUCUGUGAUCAACGAAAGAGAGGAUCAACUAAUGAAGAAACGUCUGGAAGUUUGCUCUCUUCCUGCAACUUCAGUCAAUUCCCUCCUAACUGCCGAACGCAUCCCAAGCGAUCAGGCUCUUGGACUAAAUCCACAGGAAGCCUCAAUUCUCAACUUUCUACGCGUAGAUGCGGCCGAGAGGCAACGCGAUCGUCGCUUUGCAUGUCCCUUCUGUGGUAAAUGUGUACGCUCCAAGGAGAACCUAAAGCUUCACGUGCGCAAACACACGGGAGAGCGCCCAUUUGUAUGCCUCUUCUGUGGUCGAGCCUUCGGUGGCAAAUCCGAUCUAACGCGUCACUUGAGAAUCCACACUGGAGAGCGUCCGUAUCAUUGUGAAGCAUGUGGCAAGUGCUUCGCACGAGCCGACUACCUUUCCAAGCACCUCACUACGCACAUACAUAAUUCGCCUCGCUGAGAUGAGGUUAAGCGACGCCGAAUUCUCGGUGCUCGCAGGUAAUAUCGUGACAGUGGAGCUCAACAGUGGUGGACACAGAUCGCACAAUUUUUCAACAUGCAACAACCCCCAAGCAGCUUUCCUCAGUCACACCAACAACCAUGAUAAACCAAAAAGAAAAAAAGAUGAAAUCCCAUUAACAUAGUUGAUAUAAACACUCAAAGCAAUAAUUUAUAUACACGUAGACAGUUUCUGCUAUUAGGAAAGAUCCCUCGGGGACCUCAAUAGAGCAAAAGCAACGAAAGCCUAACAGUUAGAGAGGAAGAAUUUUUUUUUUUGAAGAGAUGAAGGCCAAUAGUAUAUGCGCUAAUGCCUAUGUGAGCAAAACAGCGCAGAAUCCCAUUGAAAGGAUGGCAGAGAAAUUUUCUACCGAUAACAAUAGUCUUGUUAGCGAAUGAAAUAGCGACAAAUAGAAGAAAAGAAAAAGAAUACAAAGAAUAACAAGAUAUUUGGUUUCAACUUGAAAUUAAAAGAAGAAGAAAAGAUAUAAACUUUUUACAAAAGAUAAACAAACAGUUUUUCCGCAAUUAAUGUCUGUGAUUUAAUCAUUAAAUAAAAAGAAAAUGAAAUAAUUGUAAUAGAAUCCAAUUUCUAUUCUCUAUUGCUGUGCGUGAGUGAGAGAACGAUAGAAACCCACAUAAAAAAAACAACGAAUUAAUAUUUUUUGUCCUUAGAAAAAAAAGGAUUUCCUCAAUACGAUGACCAUUUUCCUCAAAGCACCUCCAUUGGGGGUUUGCUAAAGAAAUUUCGAGCAUCGAAUUGCAACAAAAAACUAUCUUUUUUCCCGGUAUAUCCUUAAUAGAGGAAAUAAUAAUUUUUGAAAAAAGAAAAUGUGAAAUAAUGAUUAGCACUGUGCCAAAAAUAUUCGUACCUCACACGCAACUUGGUAUUGAAGGUACACAUCCAAAUGUAAGAGAAGAUGAAAGAAAAAAAAUAGAAAUUGUAGCUAAAGGAAUUCAGAAUCUAAUAUUGAAAAAUUUGCAUCAGUGUCUGCAUUAUUGAGUGUCUAGGAAUACAACAAAAAAAUCACAAAAUUGAAAUUUUAAUUGUCAAUUUUUCACUCCCAAAAAUAAAUUAAGAAAAAAAGUAUUUUUCUCCCUGUUUCGUCGACAUCACUAAAAUUUAGGAAAAAAAGAAAUGAAAUAUGGAGAAAAAAUGUGCAUGUGUAGAAUGAUAAAAGUUGAAAAGGCAAAGAUAAAAAAAAUCCACAGAAACUAUUGUACAAAAAUUAUCUUAAAAAAAAAUAAAGAAAAAAUACACUCAUAGAAAAAAAAGAGAUAAAAAAGAAGAAAUAUAAAACAAGCAAUACGAUGUUUUCGGUGUUUAACCUAAACUAAAUGAAAAAAAAAUGCGCAACUAAAAGAUUUAGGAAUUAAAAAAAAAAGAAGAAAAAAGUAACUUGAAGAAAAAUAUAGAGUUUUAAUGACAUUAUAUAUUGAAAUGAAAAGAUAUUUGUGAGCGCCAGAAAUAUUUUUCACAUUUUCACAAUAUUAUUAUAUAAAUGUCCAAUUUUCUAUAUAUAUAUAUAUUCGGAAACGAAGAAAAAACACUGAGAAAAAAAGUGGUAGAUGAGAUAGGAUAUUAACUAGGUGGUUGACACGCAAUUCAACGGAGUGAUAUAUUACUUUAAAAAUGAAAUAUUAUAUUUAUAUAUAAUUGAAUGUAAUUUUAAGAAAGCUAUAUAUACAUUUUGGGAAUGGGGGAACGAUGCGGAUGCAGAAGCCGAGGUGCACACAUUUUAGGUGUAUAUAGAACAUUGGUAUAGUAGGAGGAAUGCAAAAGUGGUUUGUUGGACGAGUUUUAUGCGGAAGCGACAGGAGUUUUAGGGCAAUGAGAGAAAGUAUUGAAACACUUUUCUAUAUUAAAUGUUCCUAUUUUGUGUGGAAGGAAUUGAACACGAGAUGGAUGAGAAGUAAAUGGCAGAUAGGUGAAAUAUUUGUAUAUAAAUUUAUAUUCAUUGUCUAGAUGUUGUAGAUGUCAAAAACAAAAAAAAAGAGCAAAUAUGCAUUAAAAUUGCACGUUGCAUCCCCAAGUAGCAAAAUGGUUAAGUAAAAUUUGUGCCCUGACGUUGUAUUUAAUGGUCAGAACACUCUUCAAUUUUUUGGUUAACUGUCUUGGUUAACAAAAACAAAUUUGGGAAGAAAUAUUUCAAUUUUUUGUUCAUUGUAAGAAAUAAUAAAAAUUUUAAAUUAAAUUCUUCUACAAGUUUUGAGGGAUUUUUUGGGUAAUUCUUAUCAAGGAAUAAUGAUAAAACAAUUCUAAUAAUUCUCAGAUUUUUUUUUAGCUUAAACGGCCUGUUGUCAUAUAUUCUGGUUUUAAAUUUUGAUGGUUCUAACUUCGACGAUUUGAUAAGAUCUUAAUUCUUCUUCUUUGAUUUCAUUAAGCUUUUGUAGAAAAAUUAAUUUGAUUGAUUAGAUUCAAUUUCAAAAAAAAUUAAAACCAACAAGACACUGUCACAGAAACAUUUUUGGUUUAGGUCAGUUUCUUAAAGAAGAUUCAAAAUUGUUAAGAAAUUGAAUAAAGUUAUUUUUUCAAUAACAGUUUAGUCUAACAAAUUUUAAACAAACUGCUGAGAAACCUCCCAAAAAUACUUUUUAGUUCAACAAUGUUUAGGGGCAACUAAAUGUUUGCUACUUGGGUACAAAAUUGUGUAUUUUGUAAAUUUUUCAUAAAUGAAAAUUCUAAUUUCCAAUCAUUGCACUCAACUUCCACAAAAAUGUGCAAUGAUGUUUAAAAGAAAAAAAUUAAUUCAAGUAAAAGUAUAUUUAAAUUAAUUGAAAGAAAAUAAAAGUGAAAAAAAAUCAAAUUUGGAGGGAUAUAGACUUGGUAGUUAAAUCAAUUUCAUUAUCUUAUCCAAUUUAAUAAAAAAAUCGAUCAUUGAGUAUAAAUGUAAAGAAGAAAAUAAAUUAUUUCUCAAAUUUUAAAUCUUUAAUGCAAAUUUAAAAAGAAUCGUAUUUUUGUUCUUUUAAUCUCUGUGUGUAAAUCACAAGGAUGGACAUUGAAAGUGAACAAACGAAAACAUAAUCAACGAAAUAAUAGAGAAAAAAAUUUAGGAAAAAAAAACAGAAAGAGAAAUAUUUAUCUAUAUUUUUGUGUAUUACCUUCAAUUUAUCCUCAAUAUUUAUUUAUAUAGAGAAAAAAACAAUUAUGUAUGUAGUAAGAAUGGAAGUUAUGAGAGUCUAAAAAGGUUUCACGAAAAUCGAAAAGAAAUAAUAGUCCCGAAAGUACUAAAAUUUUCUUUUCACACCGCGCAACUAAAUUCACAAUCACGAGAAAUUAUUAAUCAAAAAAAAACUAUAUACACAGAAAUAUUUUCGAGAAUGACAAACUCAAUUAGAAAAUUAUGAUAUUUUUUCGGCCACAAAAAAUGCAACAAAUGCAAAAUUUCAGACAUACACACACACGAAAAAAAAGCUACAAAAUUCUUCUUCUAUUAGUGAUAAAUAUUUGUAAGUAGAAAUUUAAAUAUUUGCAUAAAAAAUAUAUAUAUUAUUACAUGUAUGACUAUUGAAUUAAUAUCGAUGUUAAUUGUCAUACUUUAAAGAUACAAAAAAAUAUUUGGUGUUGUGACUAACAUUUAAACAUAAAUGUGUGUUCAAAAUGAACUUCUCUAUUAUGCAAAAAUAUUUUUGAAAAAAAAUCAUAUAUAUUGUAGUAGGAAAUGUAAUUUCGUUAAUUUAAACUUUAAUUUAUGUAAGUAAAAUUUUCAAUGUUUCCUUAAGAUUUUACUGAAAAUUUUUUAAAAAUUUUUCUUCAAAAAAAAGGAACUCAGUCUUUAGAUUAGGUAAUGUAUGGUAUUUUUAGGCAAACGAAUUAAAUUAAAUUCUGAGAGUAAAAAAAAUAAAUAAAAUAAACGUCCAUUAUUUUUCAAUGAAAAACAAAAAAAAACUAUUUCAAAAAGAAAAUUUAACUUCUCAAGUCAAAUAUGUGUGACGUUUUUUUUUAUUCUUUUAAUUUCUUUUUCAAACGAAACUUAAUAAAAAAAAAAAGGGGAAAUGCUAAACAGAAAAAACAUACAGCAACUAAAUGUCCAUUAUAGAAGGAUUUUUUACAAAAGAUCGACAAACCCAUAGGUCAGAAAUAGAAAACACACCGCGAAAAGUGAUAGGAAAAAAUGUAGGUAAAAAAGGAACAAGAACGUUGUAUGAAGAGCGAUGAAGUGAAUGGCGAGACUAGGAAUGUUUUAAGGAAAAAAACAUGAGAGAUAUUUAAGAAGUUAAGAAAAUGAACAAUUUGAACGAAGAAUGUGAUAUUUUUAACAAGUAAAAAAUAUUAUGAACACUAGAGUGGAUUAUUGUAAGAUUGAGAAGUAAUAUUUUUAAAACGAGACUGAUUACAAAUAGAGAGGAAAUACAACAAAGAUGAUUAAAAGUUUUACCCCCCAAAACACUCCUUUUCACACAUAUAUUGAAGAUCUUAAAAGGAUUUUCUUUUCCAACUUUAUAUUUUGACUUUCAAAAUUGAGGGAAAACAUUUCAGUUUUAGCACAAAAUUCAAUCUCGUAAAUUAUCUUAUUUUUCAAGAGUUAUUCCAUUAUAAAAGAAAACAUGAAAGUUUUAGUAUGAUGUGUGAUUUGCUCAAAAUUAUUUUGUUUUUCAAUUAGAAAGACUUUAAAAAUUAACCUUAUACGCACAUGAGAUGAGAAGAAAUUCUUUUUUAAAGAAAAGUUUCUUUGAACUUAUGAAAAAAAACCUUCAAUUGGCUAAUAGUUCCUCAAAGGAGCUUAUUCGUUUCUAUAUGGGAAAACAUUUCAUUCGAGGGAUAAAUAGAAAGACGCGUAAUCUUGUAGAUUUUACAGAUCAUCAAAAAAGAAAAAUAAGAAGGUUCUAUUUACCUCUGGGAUCAGUUAUGAAAAACGCGAAGAGAUUUUCCCAAAAAUGUAAACAAUGACGUCACAAUAGUGUUUUUUGCCAAGGGUAACCCUUAGAGAAUCGAUAUUUCUAACCUCAAAACUUUGACGUUAAUUUUUCUCAAAAAAUUUUUUAUUCCAAGUUUUCUUUCACGAACUUGAAGUAAUUGAACUUUCCCACAUUGAUGUAAUUUAUAACAGAACUUUAAAUAUAUUUUAUUUCGUCGUCGGUGGCCAGCAAAAUCCUUCAAGGAUCUGCAAAAUAAAUUCAAGAACAAAUUCAAUUCUUCAAAAUAAGAUCGUUUGAGAGAAUUAAAAAACUUUUAAAGAAUUUCUUCUUAUCUCCCAAAAGUCUUCAUUUUCAUCAUCAAAUCCCCAUUUUUUUUAUUCACUAUGUACAUUUAUGCAUGUAGGUGUUGCAAAUGUGAAAAUAGAGACAUUUUAUUUUUCACGAUAAAGACUCACACACUCAACAGAUUUAAUCCACAAUGAGCAGCAAUAUUAAUAUGAAAUAUUCUGAGAGAACACUAACACAGAAUAAACCUCAGAUUCACCGGUGCUAUUAUUACGAUAUAAAACUAUGUGAUAAAUUGUUAAAUAAAGAUAUUUUAUUAUCUUCAAACUCCCUCCAUUUCCCUUAGUUUUCAUUUUGCUCAAUAAUUUUGUUCUUUCGUAUUAUUUUCUUUUAGAAAUGAAAUUCCUUCUUUUUUUCUAUCUUAAUACAAACACACUCGUUGUCUAUGAAAAAACGCCCACAAAAUGUAGAUGCGGUAAAAUAAAAAAAAACAAAUUAUAAACACUCGACUCAAAAUUUGCUUUUGGUGUAUGUGACUAAAAAAAAAAACGUUGAAAACCGAAAAAAAUCAACACUAUGUAUUUAGCAAAAUUUAAAAGAAAAUUUGGUGUUUAUGGCUAAAAAAAAUUCGAAAAAUUGUCUAGGAUAAAGAAGCAAAAAAUAUAUUCCGAAAUGUAUUAAAAAAAAAAACAUAAAAAUAUAGUCGAUGUGUGUUUCACCUUGUCUUAUUAUAAAUUUUAAAAGAAAAUAAACAAAGAUUAAGCAAAAAAUAAGUGUCCCAUCAAAAUUUUUGCAUUGCAUAGCUAUUUGAUGAACAAAAAAAUACUACCAUUAUAAUAUCUAUUAAUUAAAAACAAAAUACAUUGUAAUCACACUCUUUCUGUGUUGUAAAAUUUGUUAAGCAAAGAAAGAAAAGAAAUGAAAAAAGUGCAGCAUUAAUAUAGUGAGAGAAGAAAAGGAAGAAAAAAAUAAGAAAAAUAUUAAGUGUACAAUUUUAGAAGUAAAAUCUUAUUAAAAAAAAAUAAUAAAAAAAUAUUAAACAAGAUGAAAAGUAUUUAGAUGAAGAAAAAAACACAAUGAAUGCCUGCCAAUAAAAACCGUACCAAUAUUUUUUCGUUCUCUAAACAUAAAAAAGGUAAAGAAAUAUACCAAUAGUUUUAUAAAAUAUUUGAGUAUAAAAGUGGAUUAUUGUAUGAACACCAGCAACAAAACAAAAAGUAAUUUCUACAAUUUUUUAAAACAAACGAAUCACCCACAACAACCGCCAAUAAAACUAUACAAUUUACUAUUAAAUAUCUAUUUUUAACAAUAAUAUAUUUAUAUUAAAUUAAGCAAAGUGAAAAGGUAAUAGCGAAGGAUGGAAAUAUUUUUUCAUUAUUGUGUAUUUAAAGAAGAAAAAAAAACUAUGAAAAAAACACUAAAACUUUUUAUUUAUAACGAAUAUUUUUCAAUCAGACUUAUUUCACUAUAAUUUAAGUCGUCAACCGAUGAAGAAUGCAAGAAGGGAAAAUGAGUGAGAAAAGAGACGGACAAAGGAUGAUAGAGAAAGAUGUAUAAAUUUUCAAAGUAAACUAAAAGAUUAUAUAUAUUUAGUAGCAAGGAACAAAAAGAAAAAUGAUUAAAAAUAAAUUUAUUCAGUAAAUUAGCCAACGGUGAGGGAAAAUGUUAUCAGUUACAAUUUGAUAUUUAAAAAAAAAAACUUUUGAACAAAAUAUGGUUGUUUUGCUGUGUUUUCAAUUUUCUUUUUCUUAUUUUUACAAAAUAUAAUAGCAUUAAAAUAUAAUAUAUAUAACAAUUGGCUCUAUAUGUGUAUUUUGCAAUUUCGACAGCAAUUAACAAAAUAAAUUUAACAAAGAAAAAAAAACAAUUUAGUUUUUAGUAUAUGAAGUAAAUUUGAAAGAAAGCGAAAGAAAAUGAAGAAAAAUAAACCACGCAUUUCAAACAACGCAAUAUUUUCUAAUAUAGAAGGAAUAAAUUUUGUGAAGCAAAUGAAUAUUUUUUAAAUAACAAACAGAAAUCUUAUAGAAAAGGAAAAUAAAAUAACACAAUAUAGUAAAAUACAAACUCAGGAAGAUCAAAACCCAAAUUUAUUUGCCACAUAACCAGUCAAUUUUUUAAAAUAUUCUACUCUGCAAAUUUUUAUUGCAAUCUGUAUAGAUUUUUUUUUUGUUAGAACUCUUCAGAGAAAAACAUUUUUCCAUCUUUUUGCAUGAAAAUGAGUGCGAAGAAGUAAGAAAAGUUAUGAUGGAUUAUAAGAGAGAGAGAGAGUGAAGAAGAGGGAAAGUGAGAGAGAGAAAAGAAAAAAAUCUACAACGCAAUAGCAAUAAUUAAUUAAUUACUAAGUGUUUAGAAAGCAAAUUUUAGGAACAAAGAAAAACACAAUGUAAGAAUGGUACUGUUAAAAUUAUUUUCUCAGUUCUAAAUCAUGAUUUUUUUUUCAAAAUUCUCCGGAAAACUUAAAUCAUCAGCAGUCGAUCAAUGUGAAACCCACAAAAUAAAUCACGAAGAAAUCAUAAAAAGUAAGAUAUAUAUUUAUCCAAAAGAUGUUCAGUUUUUUGACUCAAAAUUAAGUUUUCAUCAUUUCAAUCCACUUCAAAAUAUAAAUAUAAAAUACUAUUAACUAUAAGUAAACUAAAAAUAAUGAUGAUGAUCACUGGAAUGUGAAAUUUUUAGCAAUUUAAAUCUUGUUGUAAUAAAUGUUAUAUUUACAAUACAAUAUAAAAAAUA